AUGGCCGGCACAAAGAGGAUACGCCUGAAUACCUGGAGCCCCUCACAACCACCGACACCCAUCGGCGACUGCAGGCUGAAACGCGAGUCAAUGUUUGAGCUGCCCGCCGACAUUGGCCGCAUCUCAGCUAUCGCCACCUGGUCUCCCAAAUCCAGCGACCCAUCGAUCUCUGUUGGUACCGAAGCAGGUGCAGUCAUCCUGGUCACAAACACAGGGUCAUCGACUGUACUAGAAACUACUGGGCCUGCGGUCUUGUGCUUGAUGAUGAAGCACGCUUCCUGGUCCAACCCCCACGUCCCCGACAUCGUCUCCGGCGACUGUGAGGGCCGGGUCACAGUAUUUUCGAUGAACCAGGUGUUCUCGCGCUCGAUCCUAUCCGCACCUAUCUCAGCCAUUGCGCCCAAUAGCAACCCGAAUUCUGCCAACAGCCUUGUUGUUGGUGACCUGAAUGGCGUCGUCACUGCGUGCCAUGCACAGGAGACGCUCUGGCGCACGCAGAUCAGGCCGCAUGUGUCUUCAGCAAUGAUCCCCAGCACCUCGACUCUGCUCAAUGACCCAAUGAUCACCGCUGUAUGCUCAUCUCAGUUUCCCGACAAGCACGGCGUGCUGACCAGCUACGUCUUGGCUGCAACAGGCACCAGCCAGAUCAGCAUUCUAGCGCGCGGCACUCCUAUGUGCACCGGGUCGUUUAUCCAGCCAUCAACUGCCUCGGGGUCGCAAGUGAUGGCGGGCGAUGAGAGCGGUCGGCUAUUCGUGCUGGACAACUUUGAGCUCAUUCCAUACAUAAGUGUCCCGCACCCUAUUACUCGGAUACUGGCUAUUCCACUCAGUGCCUUCUCGGACAAGCCUGGGCCCGAUGUCAUUAUUGUGCACACGCUCGAGCUUGGGUUCUGGCCAGUGGCUAGAACAGGGCUUGAGGAUGAUGCUAGUGCACCCGUCGGCGCCCUGCACAUAUACUCGCUGAAUGCACUAGACUCUCCCGAGCCUAGCGUUGUGGCGCUGCCCAAUAUCAUGUAUGUCGACGAGCCCACAGUCAUAUCACAGAGCACCAGCACGCCAUCACGCGACCCGGUGAGCAAAAAGUAA
Molecule: messenger RNA, 1086 nt
Organism: Linderina pennispora
Lineage: Eukaryota; Fungi; Kickxellomycota; Kickxellomycetes; Kickxellales; Kickxellaceae
Exons: 6
Coding region: 1-1086 (361 amino acids)
Molecular function (GO): protein binding
Source: RefSeq, a predicted model, not a curated record